AUGUCCCUUAUUGUUCUGACGGCCCUAUUAGCCGUUGCCACCGCUCAGCCUUGCCCUGGUUGUGGACCAGCUUUCUUUGCACCACCGCCCUGCUUCAGUCCACCAUGUGCUCCUCCACCGCCUCCACCACAGGUGGUCUUCAUGCAAGCACCAGCACCUCCUCCAUGCGUUGGUAUUGCUUGUGCUCCUCCUCCACCACCACCUCCACCACAGGUCAUCUAUGCACCACCGCCACCUCCUCCAUGUGUUGGUGUAGCUUGUGCUCCACCACCUCCAUGUAUUGGUGUAGCCUGUGCACCACCACCACCACCUCCGCCACAGGUAUUCUUCGCGGCUGCACCGCCACCACCGCCCCCACGGAUCAUGUUCCAAGCCCCACCACCGUGCAUGGCUCCUCCUUGCGCACCACCACCACCACCCCCUGCCUUCUUCAACCCACCAUGCUUCGGUUGCGGUAUGGCACCACCUCCACCACCUCGUUGCGGUAUGGCACCACCUCCACCACCUCCGAUGUUCGGCUCAAUCUCUUGCUGCUCCAUGACAGAUUACUCCUGCUGCGGCCGACUUUUCCGUAAGAGGCAGGCUGAGCAACCUGAAGAGGUGCCAGAGGAGACUAAAGAGACUGAAGAAACUGAGGAAAAGAAGAGAGUGCCAGAGGAGACUGAAGGGCCUGAAGAAACUGAGGAAAAGAAGAGAAACUAG
Molecule: messenger RNA, 702 nt
Organism: Cooperia oncophora
Lineage: Eukaryota; Metazoa; Nematoda; Chromadorea; Rhabditida; Trichostrongylidae
Source: the annotation of a GenBank genome assembly